Messenger RNA from Porites lobata, 2107 nucleotides. The record is from the annotation of a GenBank genome assembly. NCBI's taxonomy places the organism in Eukaryota, Metazoa, Cnidaria, Anthozoa, Scleractinia, Poritidae.
AUGGAUUGUGUUUUGUCUCAGGUGAGAAGUUAUAAAUCCUGAACAGCUUUUGAAAAUUUAAGGUUAAAUUUAAUUUUGUAUUGGACUAGACUACAAAAACUUGACCUGAAUGGAAAUAUAAUUUGUCAUUGGAACACCGUGGGCUGUCAACCCCCUACGUCUUUAAAUAUUGAGAAUUGAUGGGGAGUGGGUGAUAGAUGACAUCAUAAUACAGGGCACAUGACGUCAUUUUUUGGGAAAAAAAAGCGCGAAAAAGAUUUUGUUUUAAUUGUAACAUUUGACCUAAUUGGUUUACUUCCCACCAAUCACAUUUUAUAAAAUAACUAAGAUAGUACGCGCGCUCUGAUUGGCCGAGAGGAGUGUUUGCAUGAGAGUAUGUAAACAUGGUUGUGACGUCAAGUUGUUUCGCUUUUCGCGCGCUAAUCACGCAAGCACGAAUUUGAAAAAGUUUUCGAGUUCAAAACUCGACAAGUUUACUUUAUUUACCCAUUCCUUCGUCGGCUGAAACAUGGAAAAUCGUUACAAAGAAGGUGAGUCAAUUUUUCUUCGCUUUAGCUGACAUUUUAAGCGAGAAAAAUCCGUAUUUUGCAAAGCAUCUUUUUGCAAAACAAGAACUGAUUACGCGUGCAAGACUUCGUGGACAAGAUUUUGCGACUGGUAAGAAUUUCUCUUUUAAUCAGUGCCAUACAAAGAGUUUUGCGUUUUUUUCUCGGGAAAGUUAUUUUAUAAAAGCAAUAGAAAACUUUUUUCCUGUGUUUGCAUAGCCUGAUAUAAACACUCGAGGCGUUGGGAGAAUUCUCGACAGUUAUGCAAACCCUCGACUUCGUCUCGGGUUUGCAUAACUGUCUCGAAUUCUCCCAACCCCUCUCGUGUUUAUAUCAGGCUAUAUAUGCAAACACGGAAAACGUUUGCUAUUGCUUAAAUUGCUUAUAUUACAAAGGCAUACCAGAGUUUGUGAGGAAACGCUCAAUGUUAACAGAAAAAUAGCUCAAACAACGCAAAAUAUUUGAAAUUUCAUUGUCAGAGUCAAAUCUACAAGAAAUGGCAAACUUUGCCGAUUAUCCGAGAGAUUUCAGACUCUAAUCUAGAGACCGGGAGAAACAGUUUAAAAUCUGCAGUCUCCCGGAUUAUCCGGGAGUGUUGACAGCCCUGUUGGAGUAAUGGAGGAGUGGAAGAGGAAACGUUUGUUUUUUGAUUUUUCCCGAAAUUAGGUUGGAUUGGCAGAAUACCCGACCCACUCAAUAUCUAAUUUUAACAAAACUGCUCCCAUGGUCCCGCAGUUGUCUGAUUUGCAUAAUAAAUUCUACAUCGACUGCAGGGACACUAGUAUACCUUGUUCUAUAAGUGCACUAGUUACUUGCGAGACUGGGUUGUAUACCCUCUUAAUAUUAACUUCUCAGGGACUGUGAGAUUGUGGGACUGCGGAAGCACUCGUUUUACUCACUUACAUUUAAGUAUUCAUUGACUACUGAGCUGUGGCACUGCGAGCCUAGCAUAAUAGAACAUGGCUGUGGGACUGUGGGAUCGGUUUUUCAAGUAAGAUAUUUAGUGGGUCGGGUAUUAGAUGUAAUCACUCCUGCGAUCUUUAUCUGUCCUUUCUUCCGUGAUACAGAUGAUUCAAAUUGUCAUCUUGGCCAGACAUUGUCCAUUCUCCAGCUGUUAUUUUGAGCCCACAACAGUAUGAAAAUUUAAACUGGAAUUUACAGGGAGGUGUACACUGAGAGAAGUACAUUUGUCUCAGGUAUUGAUAUUAUAUAGUCAUACAGUGUAAUUUUAAUAUGCCAUUUUUCUUUAUUCCUUUUAACAGAUUUCCCAAGUUUUAAGACAUGGAGGACACUUUAUUUCAGUAACAUUUUCACAGCCCCAUUUCAGGAAGCCUUUCCUGGCCAAGUCACACUAUGGUUGGUCAAUUUCUAUGCAGACUUUUGGUGACUCCUUUCAUUACUUUUUCUAUGCCAUGAAAAAGGGCGAGCAAAUGAGUGAGGAUGAUAAAAAACUGGAAAUAAGUGUGAUGGAUAAAUUCAACCCUAACAAGCAGGAGAGGAGCCUUUUUGUUCAUGAACUACCAGAGGACAAAGAGGACUUUUUAUUGAACAUAACAUUAUAG